Messenger RNA from Cucurbitaria berberidis CBS 394.84, 1225 nucleotides. RefSeq lists its product as uncharacterized. The record is from RefSeq and is a predicted model, not a curated record. The transcript has a single exon. The coding region runs from base 208 to 885 and encodes 225 amino acids. Lineage: Eukaryota; Fungi; Ascomycota; Dothideomycetes; Pleosporales; Cucurbitariaceae.
AGUUAGCGAAACUACACCUCCACGUUCAUACUUGCGCCAACCCGUGCCUUCACACUGCUCUUCCUGGAAUCGACCGGCCGGAAGAGGAGAGGCAAGAAAGAUACCCAGGUCUACUUCACCACUGUAAAGGUUGAUUCAAGCACCAAGCGGUCGUUACCAGUUCGCCGAUCCUCUCCAUUUCGAGCUUUUAAAGAUUUCAUCUCCGCAAUGCCAUCCUACGCACGGAACCCUUAUAGGUCCUACUCCUUCCCGCCAUGCAUCGAGACUAUCGAAGGCGAACACCCCCAGGCGAACAAUCUUCCAGAUAUCGACGAGGACCCUUUCUCUCACUUCAUCACUCCAGUCAACGAAGAAGAUGACCCAUGGGAGCUCUCGUUGAGUGCCGGGAUCCACGUUCCAGAUGGACCUCGUACUACCAAGGCCUCCAAAUUCAAGUCAAACGUCGCAGACAAAUGGACUCGAUAUGUCAAAAACAAUCACACUCAGCUUCAUAGCCAGUACCACACUCCCACCAUCCAGGAAGAGGACGAAGAGUCCUUCAUGGGCCUCGAUGACGAUCGCUUGAACGACACACCGUCGAUUGUGACACAGAUUACCACACCGCGGAUCACGAUCACGGAGCCAACUCGGGGCCGAGCACAAGAGCUUGUUGCCCGCAAGGUGCAGAACCGUCGCCGAAUGUCAAGAACACUAUCUGGCCAUCGUCACUCAUGGCGGGAACCAAGCCCAGAGCUCUUCACCGUGGACGAGUCGGAAGAGGAAGAGAGCCCUGCACUCAGGCGCGCGAAGUCGAGAAAGGCCAAGGAUGGUGCAGAGCGCCGGAGGUCGUCGACGAGGUCGAGGUCAAGAGUGAGGUUUGACGUUGCAGAAAGAUCAAGACUGUAGGCAGGCGCAUACCUAGACUGCAUCACACAUUUGCAUUGGGAGGUGUUGAGGCGUCUUUGUCAUUUGGACAUUGUUGCAUUUCAUGGAGUUAGUUGUGUUUCUUGCACUGGUCGCAAAGCAUUGUAUGGCGUUCUAGUAUCUCUUCUCUUCAGCAUGCAUAUAGGGCAUCUUGCAUUGGGCGGCGUUCAACUUGAGCAUUUACAUACGUUGUUAUGCAGCGCGCGAUACGAUAGCAUUUGAAGGAGUUGUAUUUAGCACAUUUGGUUAUAUCAUUGAAUCAACAUACCGGUAUCAUGAUUACAACACCAUCAAGUCCUCAGCAUCCUCGCCAUAACUUCUU